Molecule: messenger RNA, 3596 nt
Organism: Aplysia californica (California sea hare)
Lineage: Eukaryota; Metazoa; Mollusca; Gastropoda; Aplysiida; Aplysiidae
Product: plasma membrane calcium-transporting ATPase 3
Biological process (GO): regulation of cytosolic calcium ion concentration; calcium ion transmembrane transport
Cellular component (GO): intracellular membrane-bounded organelle; membrane
Molecular function (GO): P-type calcium transporter activity; ATP hydrolysis activity; ATP binding
Source: RefSeq, a predicted model, not a curated record
GGGCAGAUAAAAAGGAUCAGGAGCAGAAGAAACCACUGAUCCCCUCUAACGACGGUGAUGCGAAGACCGCUGACAUUGAGCGCAUCCAGCUGAAGAUCCAUGAGGGAAACAACUCACACGGCGCCAGCAACGCUCACAGCGAUGGACCCAACAACCAGGUUAGCAGCAAGGGUGAUGAAUCCGGGGACAUGGUGGAGGGUGCUGAUGAGGCCAAGGCCAAGUCUGGAGGUUCCAGGAAGGAGAAGUCUGUCCUGCAGUCCAAGCUGACGAGGUUGGCCAUUCAGAUUGGAUAUGCUGGUACGGCCAUUGCGGUGCUGACGGUUAUCAUCCUCAUCGUCCAGUUCUGCAUUAGAGAGUUUGUGAUCAAGGGCAAAUCGUGGACGGCGGACGACACGACGCGCAACAUCGAGAUGUUUGUCAAGUACUUUAUCAUUGGUGUGACCGUGCUGGUGGUCGCCGUACCUGAGGGUCUUCCCUUGGCCGUCACCUUGUCCCUGGCUUACUCAGUCAAGAAAAUGAUGCACGACAAUAACCUGGUGCGUCACUUGGACGCCUGUGAGACAAUGGGUAAUGCCACCGCCAUCUGCUCCGACAAGACUGGCACGCUGACCACCAACAGAAUGACGGUGGUGCAGAGCUACAUUGGCCAGCAACACAACAGGAACAUUCCCAACUUCAGCAAUUUCAACAAGUUUUUGGGACAGUUGAUCUUGGAAUCCAUCUCAAUCAACAGCGGUUACACGUCCAGAAUUGAGCCUGGAGAGAAUGAAGGGGAACUGCCCAAACAGCUGGGAAACAAAACAGAAUGUGCCCUGCUAGGCUUUAUCCAAGCCAUGGGGGAGAGUUACGAUCAGGUCCGUGAGAAGUACACGGAGGAGUCUCUGUUCAAGGUGUACACCUUCAACUCUGACCGCAAGUCCAUGAGCACAGUCAUCAAGGUAGACGGCUCGGAGGAUCGAUACCGCUUCUUCUGCAAGGGUGCCUCCGAGGUGGUGGUCAAGAAGUGCGACUAUAUUUUGGACUCGGAGGGCAAAGCCGUACGGUUCAACCUGCAGGCCCAAGAGAAGGUGGUCCACGAGACGAUUGAGCCCAUGGCUAGCGAGGGUCUGCGUACUAUCUGCAUGGCCUACAAGGAUUUUGUGUCCGGAACUACGGAAAUGAACGAGAGCUCCAUCGACGGCGUGGACUGGGAUGAUGAGGCAAAGAUCAUGACGGGCCUCACCUGUGUGGCCAUUGUGGGCAUUGAGGAUCCCGUCAGAGACGAGGUGCCCGAGGCUAUCAGGAAGUGCCAGGGGGCAGGCAUCAUGGUCCGCAUGGUGACGGGUGACAACGUGAACACGGCGCGCUCCAUCGCCUCCAAGUGUGGCAUUCUGCGGCCGGGAGAAGAAGGCCUGGUGCUGGAAGGCAAGGAGUUCAACCGACGGGUCCGGGAUCACACUGGAGAGGUGAACCAGGAGUACAUGGACAAGAUCUGGCCAGACCUGCGUGUCCUGGCACGGUCGUCACCCCAGGACAAGUACGUCCUGGUCAAGGGCAUCAUCGACAGCAAGAGCGAGAGCACUCGCCAGGUGGUGGCGGUCACAGGGGACGGUACCAACGAUGGGCCCGCCCUCAAGAAAGCCGAUGUGGGAUUUGCUAUGGGUAUAUCUGGAACUGACGUGGCCAAGGAGGCUUCGGACAUCAUCCUGACAGACGACAACUUCACCAGCAUCGUGAAAGCCGUCAUGUGGGGCCGCAACGUCUACGACAGCAUCGCCAAGUUCCUGCAGUUCCAGCUGACCGUCAACGUGGUGGCCGUGCUGGCCGCUUUCUUCGGCGCCUGCAUCAUCAACGACAGCCCUCUGAAAGCCAUCCAGAUGUUGUGGGUGAACCUGAUCAUGGACACGCUGGCUUCUCUGGCUCUGGCCACCGAGCUUCCGACGGACGAGCUGUUGAAGAGAAAGCCGUACGGCCGUAGCAAGCCUCUCGUCUCACGCACCAUGGCCAAGAACAUCCUCCUGCACUCCGUCUAUCAGCUCACAGUCAUCGGGGUUUUAUUAUUUAAAGGUCCGGACAUCCUGGGUAUCGACGACGGCAUUCAGGAUGUGGAGAAUGUGCACGCCCCGCCCACAGCGCACUUCACCAUGAUCUUCAACUCGUUCGUCAUGAUGACCCUCUUCAACGAGAUCAACGCGCGCAAAAUCCACAACCAGCACAACAUCUCUGAGGGCCUCCUCAGAAACCCCAUCUUCAUUGGGAUCUGGGUCGGCACCAUUAUCGCACAGGCUCUCAUCAUCCAAUUUGGAGGCAUUGCAUUUCACACCACGAGCCUCAACGCAUCACAAUGGCUGUGGUGUUUAUUUUUAGGCGUCGGCACCUUGUUGUGGGGUCAGAUUCGUGUAAUUAAUGCUUUCCGCAUGAGUGUAGACACUCGCUACGACAACCGUAGCUUGACUUCCAUGCAAAGUUACCAUUCAGUGCAAAACAUUAGAGCGGCCAGAAGGCCCCACUUCCAGUCCUCUACCGAGAUGAGCGAACCCCCAGGAGCGACCGGGCUCAUCUCGUCUGCCACAGCCCCGGGCCGGGUGGCUGAAACCACUGCCAUGUGAUCACCUUCCAACCGCCCCCCGAAGUCCGGCUGAUCCGAACUCUGAUGUAGGAACUUAGAGGAAAAAAUAAUGAUAAUAAUAUUAUAAUGAAAGAUGCUGGAGAAGAAGAAGAGACUUUUGUAAGAUACAGUGAAAGGUGAAAAGACGGUUUUGUGUGCGUCUACUCUGGUGUAGGAUGCUGGAAAGAAAGAAAUAGUGAAAGAAGAAGAAGAGACUUUUGCAAGAUAGGGAAAAAUGAAAGACGGUUGUGUGUGUGCGUCCACUCUACUGUAGGAACUUAGAGAUAAAUAGUGAAAGAAGAAGAAGAAGAAGAAGAAGAGGCUUUUGUAAGAUAGUGAAAGAUGAAAUGAUGGCUGUGUGUGCGUCCACUCUAAUGUAGGAACUUAGAAAGGACGAAAAAGUGAAAGAAACAGAAGAAGAGACUAUUGUAAGGUAGUGAAAGAUGAAAAGACGAUUGUGUGUGGUCCAGUUCUGUCAGCCUCGAGUAGAUAAAAGUUGAGAGGCUCUGUGGGCGUAUUGAGAAAGAGAAGGGACGAUAUUGUGUGUAGAUCUAUGCCUAGUUCUGUCUUACUGAUCUAACCAUUUUAGGAACAAGAUGACAAAACAAAAUACAGAAAAGAGGAUAGAGUGUGUGCAUUCCGUUCUUUAGGUCUGUUUUAUAUUUUAGAUUUUUUUAAAUGUGAGAAGCUUUGGGGAAUCACCAAAGAAAAUAUGCGGUAUUUUUUUUUUGGGUGAAGGUGUCGAGACCUCUCAUCUUAUGUAGAUAUUCCCCAAGGUUUUGUCAAAUAACGCAAGAUGGAAACAAUUGUGUGUGUUACUAGUUGUGUUGCCUCUACAAUAUAUAAUAAUAUGCCAUGGCGUCAAGGUUCAACGAAAUCGGAGACAAGAUUGGAAUCUCCUUUGAGACAAACGUGAAGGACACAAGAGACCAUGACCCACAAGUUGUACUUACAGCGUACAGUAGUCAUGUGUACCUCUAUGUUCUCAUCCUUAUCCUGGCAAAAAAAA